AUGGACACGACGUGCUACGAGUGGAAGCACGUGCAGUUCAAAGCGCAGUCGCAGGAGUUAAAGGGCUCCUAUUGGAAGCGGAUGUGUGGGAAGAUCCUGGAGCACCCAUACGUCGCGGCACAGGCAGAGCUCCUGGCGGGGCCACGGCGAAACUCCACAGGGGGCAGGAGACUCAGCGCCGUGGCCCAGACAGCCCGAUCGGCUGUCAGCGGCCUGAACUUCGAGACCCUCGCAGUAGCCGCCUCGAAGGCUGUGGUUGGCUCUGCGAUGAGCCUUGGAGGAUCCUCCGGUGUUCCAGAUGCUCCGGCAGAUUCCAUCGGCACUUCAGGCGCGCGGAAAUCCUGGAAGAAGUUCCUGUCCAAGCAGAUGACCAGCAUGUCUGCCCGGCGGUUCCCCCUGAUGCAAGAGUUGCACAAAAUACCGAAUUUGGCCCCAUCGCGACAGGUCCAAAGGAGACUCUGGCCCAAGGAGGCCGCGACACACCCCGAAGGACAGUCGGCCGACAGUGUCAAGAUGUGA
Molecule: messenger RNA, 519 nt
Organism: Symbiodinium necroappetens
Lineage: Eukaryota; Dinophyceae; Suessiales; Symbiodiniaceae
Source: the annotation of a GenBank genome assembly